Anarrhichthys ocellatus (wolf-eel) is the source of this 4934-nucleotide messenger RNA. RefSeq names its product exportin 1 (CRM1 homolog, yeast) a (gene xpo1a). NCBI's taxonomy places the organism in Eukaryota, Metazoa, Chordata, Actinopteri, Perciformes, Anarhichadidae. The transcript has 25 exons. Bases 621 to 3821 code for a protein of 1066 amino acids. Gene Ontology annotation, biological process: protein export from nucleus; ribosomal small subunit export from nucleus; ribosomal large subunit export from nucleus. The record is from RefSeq and is a predicted model, not a curated record. Gene Ontology annotation, cellular component: cytoplasm; nucleus. Gene Ontology annotation, molecular function: nuclear export signal receptor activity; small GTPase binding.
CCACCGAGAAUGAAUAUCCCGGUCUCAACCGGUUUCAACCGGUCCGUGGUUGGAAGCAUGAGCUUAGAGGAAGAGCAUUAAAGAACAUCUCAGCUCUCCACAAACAGUGUGCGCGAAUAAAUAGAGUCAGAAAAUAAAAACGAGACUCUUUCUUUUUUUUUUUUUUUUUUUUACGUGAUUAUGAUGACCGCUCAAAAGUGAUACUCCGUGAAUCUGUUGUUGUUAGCUUAGCUUAUAUUACCCAGCAGGCUUGCAAUCAUCAUUGACUUUUACCAUUAGCACGCUAGGUUGCUAUUAGCCCAAAGAAAAGAUGAUGUCUAAACUGGCUUGAAGACGAGAAACAAUUAGCGGAACGAUUUUAACACGUCGACCAAGAAUCGAUAAGUAUCAUAGGUAACGGUGUUUCUUUGUUUUUUUAAGAAUAAGCUCCGUUGGUUGUCAUCUAGCCUAAGCUAGCAUUAGCUUGUUGCUAUCGGAAGGUUAGGAGCAGUCUAAGCGCGUGUGCCAUGAGAUAAUAACGCGACACAGAGGCUUAAUAUUCCAGUCUUCGUAAAGUACAAGUCUACAUCUGUUAACCAACACUUGUUUUUCGACGAGCGGACCUUUACACAAGAAGCUCUAUGCCAGCAGAAAUGACGAUGUUGGCCGACCACCCAGCCAGACAGCUGCUGGACUUCAGUCAGAAACUGGACAUCAACCUGCUGGACAAUGUCGUCAACUCCAUGUACCACGACAUCGGCUCCCAGCAACGAGUGGCCCAGGAAGUUCUCACCAACCUGAAGGACCACCCAGACGCCUGGACGAGAGUCGACACCAUCCUGGAGUUCUCUCAGAACAUGAAAACUAAAUAUUAUGCUCUGCAGAUUCUGGAGACGGUCAUCAAAACACGCUGGAAGAUUCUCCCCAGAAAUCAGUGUGAAGGCAUCAAGAAGUAUGUUGUUGGGUUGAUCAUCAAGACUUCUUCUGAUCCUGCAAACAUGGAGAAAGAGGGAGUGUACAUUUCAAAACUCAACAUGAUCCUCGUACAGAUCCUGAAGCAGGAAUGGCCCAAACACUGGCCCACCUUCAUCAGCGACAUCGUGGGCGCGAGUCGGACCAGCGAGAGCCUCUGUCAAAACAACAUGAUCAUCCUGAAGCUGCUCAGCGAGGAGGUCUUUGACUUCUCCAGUGGCCAGAUGACGCAGGUGAAGGCCAAGCACCUCAAAGACAGCAUGUGCAACGAGUUCUCCCAAAUAUUCCAGCUGUGCCAGUUCGUGAUGGAAAACUCCCAGAAUGCCCCGCUGGUCCAUGCCACGCUGGAGACUCUCCUCCGCUUCCUGAACUGGAUCCCUUUAGGCUACAUCUUCGAGACCAAGCUCAUCAGCACGCUGGUCUACAAGUUCUUGAACGUGCCCAUGUUCCGCAACGUGACGCUGAAAUGUUUGACGGAGAUCGCCGGAGUGAGCGUCAACCAGUACGAGGAGCAGUUUGUCAACCUGUUUACCCUCACCAUGUGCCAGCUCAAACAGAUGUUGCCUUUGAACACAAACAUCAGACUGGCGUACUCCAACGGGAAAGAUGACGAGCAGAACUUCAUCCAGAACCUCAGCCUCUUCCUCUGCACCUUCCUCAAAGAACACGGCCAGCUCAUCGAGAAGAGGCCAAACCUGCGAGAGACGCUCAUGGAGGCCCUGCACUUCAUGCUGCUGGUGUCGGAGGUGGAGGAGACGGAGAUCUUUAAGAUCUGUCUGGAGUACUGGAACCACCUGGCAGCAGAGCUCUACAAGGAGAGUCCUUUCUCCACCUCGAGCACCCCGCUGCUCUCCGACGUCCCACCACGCCGACACCUCUACCUGCCUGUACUCUCCCAGGUGCGUCUGCUCAUGGUGAGCCGCAUGGCCAAACCAGAAGAGGUGCUGGUGGUGGAGAACGACCAGGGCGAGGUGGUCAGGGAGUUCAUGAAGGACACGGACGCCAUCAACCUCUACAAGAACAUGAGGGAGACUCUCGUUUAUCUGACCCAUCUGGACUAUGCCGACACCGAACGCAUCAUGACGGAGAAGCUCCACAACCAGGUGAACGGCACCGAGUGGUCGUGGAGGAACCUGAACAUGCUCUGCUGGGCCAUCGGCUCCAUCAGCGGGGCGAUGCACGAGGAGGACGAGAAGAGGUUCCUGGUCACGGUCAUCAAGGACCUGCUUGGCUUGUGUGAGCAGAAAAGAGGGAAGGACAACAAGGCCAUCAUAGCGUCCAACAUCAUGUACAUUGUGGGCCAGUAUCCUCGCUUCCUUCGAGCCCACUGGAAGUUCCUCAAGACUGUCGUCAACAAGCUGUUUGAGUUCAUGCACGAGACCCACGACGGGGUGCAGGACAUGGCGUGUGACACCUUCAUCAAGAUCGCCCAGAAGUGCCGGCGUCAUUUUAUCCAGGUUCAGGUGGGCGAGGUGAUGCCCUUCAUCGACGAGAUCCUCAACAACAUCAACACCAUCAUCUGUGACCUGCAGCCACAGCAGGUCCAUACGUUUUACGAGGCCGUUGGCUACAUGAUUGCAGCUCAGACGGACCAGACAGCACAGGAGCGUCUCAUAGAGAAGUACAUGCUGCUUCCCAACCAGGUGUGGGACAGCAUCAUCCAGCAGGCCACCAAGAACGUGGACAUCCUGAAGGACGCGGAGACGGUGCGUCAGCUGGGCAGCAUCCUGAAGACGAACGUCAGAGCCUGUAAAGCUGUCGGACAUCCCUUUGUUGUCCAGCUGGGACGAAUCUACCUGGACAUGCUCAACGUCUACAAGUGUCUGAGUGAAAACAUCUCCUCUGCGGUCCAGACCAACGGUGAGAUGGUGACCAAACAGCCUCUGAUCAGGAGCAUGAGGACGGUGAAGAGAGAGACACUGAAGCUGAUCUCAGGCUGGGUCAGUCGCUCCAACGACCCUGAGAUGGUAGGAGAGAACUUUGUGCCCCCCCUGCUGGAGGCGGUGCUCAUCGACUACCAGAGGAACGUCCCGGCGGCCCGGGAGCCCGAGGUCCUCAGCACGAUGGCGACCAUCGUCAACAAGCUGGGAGUGCACAUCACGGGAGAAAUCCCCAAGAUCUUUGAUGCCGUCUUUGAGUGCACAUUGAACAUGAUCAACAAGGACUUUGAAGAAUUCCCAGAACACAGAACCCAUUUCUUCUACCUCCUCCAAGCCGCCACCUCCCAGUGCUUCCCAGCCUUCCUGUCCAUCGCCCCGGCCCAGUUCAAGCUGAUCCUCGACUCCAUCAUCUGGGCCUUCAAGCACACGAUGAGGAACGUGGCCGACACAGGUCUACAGAUCCUGUACACUCUCCUGCAGAACGUGUCUGGAGAGGACGCAGCAGCACAGAGCUUCUACCAGACGUACUUCUGUGACGUCCUGCAACACAUCUUCUCUGUGGUCACCGAUACCUCUCACACUGCAGGGCUGACCAUGCACGCCACCAUCCUGGCCUACAUGUUUAACCUGGUGGAGGAAGGGAAGGUCAGCGUCGCGCUGAGCGCCGCCAGUCCGGCAAACAACCAGGCGCACGUCCAGGAGUACAUCGCCAACCUGCUGAAGACGGCCUUCCCCCAUCUGCAAGACGCCCAGGUGAAGGUGUUCGUCACCGGGCUGUUCAGCCUGAAUCAGGACAUCCCCGCCUUCAAGGAGCACCUGAGGGACUUCCUCGUGCAGAUCAAGGAGUUUGCUGGCGAGGACACGACGGACCUGUUCCUGGAGGAGAGGGAGACGUCUCUGCGCCAAGCCCAGGAGGAGAAACACAAGCUCCAGAUGUCGGUGCCGGGCAUCCUCAACCCGCACGAGCUGCCGGAGGAGAUGUGCGACUGAAGCAGCAGCAGAUGUGCGACUGAAGCAGCAGCAGCGACAGCGACCGGCGUGUACAGAAACGGCUCUGAAGGGAGGAAAGGAGGGGAGGGGAGGGAGGGAGGGAGGGAGGGAGGGGGGGGUCGAGAGAGAGAGCAAGGACGCUGCCUGUUGAUAAAUUCUUUUCGUGUGUGUGUGGGUGUGUGUGUGUGUGUUGAAAAGAGAAUGAGGGGACAGAGGAAAGACCCCAGCACUCGGUUGUACGUCGACCAAAUAAAUGUCAAUAUGUAAAUGAGAAUUGUCCCCCCGACCCUCCUCAGCCCUGGUGCGGAUUCUUCAUCUUUUUUCCUUUUUUUUUUUUUUUUUUUUCCCUACAACUUAUUUUAUACAACGAUGUUUUUCUGUUGUGUGUGUGUGUGUAACAUGCCAUGUUUUGUUAAUUCUGUUGCUAAUUAAAGCUUUGUUUGGCCAUAUGGUUAUUUUACACCUGCAUGAAGUUAUAAGAAUUUCAGGUUAUUUUUAAUCAUUCACCUCCUCUACUAUCUGUUAAUAUGUAAUAUAUAUAAUGUUGAAUCACUUGCGAUGGUAAGUCGACAGGCUGCUCUGGUUUCUGAAGUGCCGCGUGCAUGGGGCAGGACGAAUGUGACGCUCAAGGGGUAGACGUGUACUUCCUUGCUUCCUUUGUUGUCUGGUUUUGGUUUGCCAGUGUGUUUGUUUCUUUUACUCUGGCUCUCUGAGUCGGUGAGACCGCUCUGCGUUUGGAUGAGAAGGCCGUGUGCAUAUCAUCCUGUUUGUAAAGCUGUCUUAGUACUCUGAGAAUAUAAAGUUGGCUAUUUUUACAAAAAAAAAAAAAAAAGUGUGUGUGUGACUCUGCUUCUUUAGCAAAGCCCUGAAGGUUAUGGGAAACCUGGAGAAGAACAGGAACGUCACAGCUCUGCCUCCAGGUCCUGAGCGCUUAUUGCAAAUGACGCUUAAUGUCAAAUUUUCCAAAAACCUUUUUAGACCGAGUUAACGUUUGAGGAAACUUCCCAAACUGGAGGGCGGAGGAGUCAAACAUGGUGUGAAACUAAAGUUGAAUAGAACAUGGACUGGCUUUGUCCCAGCGCCACACAAAGAGCGCAGUAACUAAUAUGACAU